Messenger RNA from Microdochium trichocladiopsis, 1899 nucleotides. RefSeq lists its product as uncharacterized. The transcript has 2 exons. The coding region runs from base 1 to 1899 and encodes 632 amino acids. Lineage: Eukaryota; Fungi; Ascomycota; Sordariomycetes; Xylariales; Microdochiaceae. The record is from RefSeq and is a predicted model, not a curated record.
AUGGCUCGUACUAUGCUGUCGACCGCUGCCGUCGUCUUUGCUUUGAUGCAAAGCAGGCUCGCGCUUGCACAGGGCAUCAAGACGCUCCCAAACAUUGCUGCCAACUGCAACAAGUGGCACAUUGCCGUCAGCGGAGAGGGCUGCUACUCUGCGUACUCAGCGGCCGGCAUCACAGCCCAGCAAUUCUUUGCGUGGAAUCCGGAUGUCCCCACGACCUGCGCGAGCAACUAUCUCCCAGACUACAGCUACUGCGUCGGCAUCGACCCUUCCAUAUCCAUAACCAAGUCGUCCACGACGAGCAAGUCAUCGUCGACGGCCCCUUCCACCCAGCAGCCGUCCCCUCCGUCAGGGGGAAUCAAGACACUUCCCAAUGUGGCUGCCAAUUGCAACAAGUGGCAUAUCGCCGUCAGCGGAGAGGGCUGCUACUCUGCGUACUCAGCGGCCGGUAUCACGGCCCAGCAAUUCUUUGCAUGGAAUCCGGAUGUCCCCACGACUUGUGCGAGCAACUUUCUUCCCGACUAUGCGUACUGCGUAGGCGUCGACCCGACAUUGCCCACUACCAGGCCAUCCACGACAAGCAAAUCCUCGACAAGCUCAUCCACAGCGAGCAAGUCCUCGACCAAGCCGCCCACACCGACGAGCAAUACAGACCCCUACACGAUCGCCCACCCCGUCACAAGCUGGAAGAUCACGUCCACGUCUGCGGAGACCAGCUUCCCACCCAGCCGUACGCAGACAGGCCAGCCCGGCAAUUGCAACGACUGGCACCUUGUCAGUGGCGGCGAGACGUGCCAGUCGAUCCGCAAUCGCUACCGCAUGGACAUGGACGACUUGCUGGACUGGAAUCCCAGCCUCAUGGACGACUGCUCGGGCCUCCAGCUCGGCUGGUGGGUGUGCAUCCACCUGCAGCCUCAAAAGCAGGCCUCCAUCGUCUUCAACAACCCAGAAACCCCCGUUGUCAUCCCCACGGGUAGCUCGUCGUACACGGACACAGUCACGUCCCAGCUGCCGGACUUCACGCCGGUGCCCAGCCACGGACCCAUGCCCAGCGACUGCGUGUCGUGGCACUUUGCAAAGGCUGGUGACCGGUGCGAUAACGUCCUGGCCAAGAACCCCCUGAUGAGCCGCAGCCAGUUCUUCCAAUGGAACCCCGUGCUCAACGGUAAUUGCGACGGCCUGUGGACUGGCGUCUACUAUUGUGUCUGGGCAGGCAGCUUGGGCGACGCCCUGCCGGCCCCUCCCACCGUGUCGACCCGGCCAGGCAAUACCCCCGGCGACAGCACAGCUAACUGCGUGGCCUGGUACCAGGCGACUAACGGCGACGACUGUAAGCUGAUUACCGACAUGUUUGGCCGCUUCAGCCAGACCGACUUUGUGUCCUGGAACCCGUCGGUGGACAGCACCUGCAGCGGCAUCCGUGACGACACGUACUACUGCGUCGGCGUGCCCGGCACGCCCACCACGCGCACGAGUGCCGGCCCCUCGCCGACCGCGCCACCCGUCGAAGCCCCGACGCAGAGCGGGCUCGCUGCAGACUGUAGUGACCUGUGGCUCGUCUCGUCACUCGACUCCUGCGAGUCCAUUGCCAGGAGCAAGGGGAUCGCACUGAGCGACUUUUACAAGUGGAACCCGUCGGUAGCCGGCACGGGGUCGACAUGUGCGGGCCUCAAGGCGGGCUACAACGUUUGCGUCAUGGUCAAGGGCGGCUCGGGUCUCCCGCCCAGCGCUACGGGCAUUGGCCGGCCGACGACAACAACAGCGUCAGGCACUACUUCUGCUUCUUCGGCAGGUCCAUCGACUUCAUCCGCCCCGUCUUCCACACCGACGGCUCUCAGGAAAAGCGAAGUCCAGGAUGGCGUCUUUGCCUCGUUCGACUGCGAAGACAUCCAAGUGCAGUAA